GGCUAAAUUGAACGUUUGUUGGUGAUGUGUUGCGUGGUGGUCUGUGUAAAUUAAUUAUUUGUUAAAUUAGUUAAAAGUAUGUUUUUACAAUCUUCAUAAUAUAAAAAAUAUAAUUGAGAAUGAAUUUUAAUGCUUCCAGAAACGUGGGCCAAGUAGGUGGUAUCCGUAAGGCAAAGCGUGUGAGCGAUGUGGCUGCUAUGGGGGCACCGUCGCCCGCUCCUCAAUUUCCCGCGGCGCCGGCAUAUAACCCAGGAUUUGCACCCGCCGGCCCACCUCCGUACCAAGAAGGAAUCCAAUUAGACACCCCGCAGAACUUUGGGUCUCCUGCUCCCGCUGCCCCAGCUGCCAAUUUCAGUUAUGGUUUCCCUCAAUCACCGUUGGCUUCACCUGCACAGCUUGGUUCAAUGCUACAACAACCAGUUGUUCAAGAUAUGGCGUACCAGUACGGUAACCAGUUGGCGGCGCAGGGUCGCGAGGCCGUGCGCGAGCACCUGGGCAAGUACGUGCCCGUGUCGCGGCUGCGGUACUACUUCGCGGUGGACACGAGAUAUGUGCUCAGGAAACUGAUGCUCAUACUGUUCCCGUUCACGCACAAGGAGUGGAUGUUGAAGUACGACCAGGAGUCGCCGGUGCAGCCGAGGUUCGACCUGAACGCACCCGACCUGUACAUCCCCUCCAUGGGAUAUGUUACCUACAUCCUACUCACAGGAUUCAUACUCGGACUCCAGCACAGAUUCUCCCCGGAACAAAUCAGUAUACAGGCGUCGAGCUCCCUGGCGUACAUAAUAUUCGAGAUGAUCAUGUAUCUAGUGACGCUGUACAUCACCAACACGACCACUAACCUGCGCACCCUGGAUCUGCUCGCGUUCUCCGGCUACAAGUACGUGGUCAUGAUCGGUGCGCUGCUCACCGGACUGGUGCUCGGGAAAACUGGAUACUACUGUACUUUACUGUACACGAGUUUAGCUCUGUCGUAUUUCCUGGUAAAAACCCUUCGAGUACAAGUGUUGUCCGGCUCCCAGCCAGGGGAGGCGGCCGCGGCGCCGAUGUACGGUGACCACGCCGCGUACGCAGCUCCGGACGCGUACGGCGCUUACGGCGCGCACGGCGCGUACGGCGCGCACGGCACGCAUGGCGGCACUAAGCGCCGCGUGUACUUCCUACUGUUUGUCGCCAUCACACAACCGCUGCUCUCAUUCUGGCUCACCUACAGUCUGCUGCCGCAUGACGUGCCGCCUGCGCGAUAGCAUCCCUACAUAUUCCAUAAAAAUAUUUAUAUUUAAUAAAAACCGUUUACGGUAUUUUUUACUCUAUUUUAAUUUGUUAAAAAAAAAUCGCAAAAAUAUUCUUAAAAGGUUUCAAUAAUGUGUAUUUAGUAAUAUACCGAUUUGACUGAUGAUAAUAAGUAAUAAAAAACAUAUUCUAAAACCCUGCCACUGAAUGGCGUUAGUGCCCGAAACAUUGUGAAAUAGUAUAUUUUAUGCUUGCAUUAAUAUUUGUAUGAUUGCAAUCGUACAAAAAUUAAGACUUUAUUACUAAGGAACAAGGUAAAAAUAAACAUAUUUCGUAAAUAACGUAGUCAAAGCGGGUUUUGUUUACCUACAACUACUGUGCGAAAUGUCUAUGUACAUAAUAAAUUAAUAUUUUACAUACAC
Diatraea saccharalis (sugarcane borer) is the source of this 1655-nucleotide messenger RNA. NCBI's taxonomy places the organism in Eukaryota, Metazoa, Arthropoda, Insecta, Lepidoptera, Crambidae. The record is from the annotation of a GenBank genome assembly.